This is a messenger RNA of Prorocentrum cordatum, 363 nucleotides long. The record is from the annotation of a GenBank genome assembly. Lineage: Eukaryota; Dinophyceae; Prorocentrales; Prorocentraceae.
GUCACGGACAUCCCUGGCUUCGAGAACUCCGUCAUGUCCAACGCUGUUAUCUUUCGCCAGACGGCCGACAGCCCGGUGAGCCACACCACGUUGACAAUAUAUUCGGACCUGCAGAGCAAUUUGACCCAGAGUCUCCUCACAGGGGCUGAGCAGUUAAGGCAGGAGCACGCCGUUGAUACGUACAAGUGGUUGGUUUCUCAGGCGAGGCGCAGCAAGAAGGGGAUGGCCUCUGCGGAGGCCGACCUGAACUUCAACGCCAUCAUCAAGUCUGCGGAGGCAGGGCUGGCCAUUCAGCCAGAGAAAAUAUUGGUGGCGCCGUUGCACGAGGUGGAGAGCAACAUCAACGUGAUUAUCGAGGAGGGC